UCGCUACGCUAAUUGCUGUGGGUUCGAUUCGCAAAUACCCACCUACUUUCUCAGAUUUGUUUAUUUUAUUUUAAAAUUUUAAUGUUUGAUAUUACUGCAAAGAAGCACUCGUGUUUAAUUUAAAUUAUGGCUUUAUAUGAGGGCAUAGCCCUUAUUCAAGAAAAACAAGCAGUGGUACUGGAUUUGGGUUACGAUUAUACAAAAUUUGGUUUCACUGGAGAAGCUGCCCCUAGAUGUAUAAUUCGCUCAGAAUUUUGGUGCCCGACAGAGCGCCGCUUCAAAAGAGUUCACGAAUACAAAACUCCAGAGGAAUUAUAUGAUAAUCUAGUACAGAUGUUACACUUGCUCUAUUUCAGACAUGUGCUGGUAAACCCUAAGGAGCGUAAAGUUGUGGUUGUAGAGUCGCUACUCACCCCCACUCUCUUCAGGGAAACUCUCGCCAAAGUGUUGUUUAAUCACUAUGAGGUAUCAGGUGUGGUGUGGGCGGACAGUCCGAGGCUGUGCGCGCUGACCCUGGGCACUGCAGUCAGCUUGAUUGUGUCCAUUGGAGCCCGGGAAGCUGAAGUAGCUGCAGUGGUCCACGCGUCAGUGGUGCUCCGCGCACUGCAGUCGCAGCCGCUGGCCGCGCGCGCCAUACACGACGAGCUGGCGCGGCUGCUGGACGAGGACAACGGGCAGGAGCUGCAUUUGUCUGAUGACGUCAUUGAAGAUAUCAAAGUAAAGACCUGCUUCGUGAUCCCGCGCGCGCGCGCACUACAAUGGUCGUCCGCGUCCCCGCCCGCGGGCGCGGCCGCCGUGCGGUACCCGCGCGCGGGGCGCAGCGCCGUCGCGGUGUCGGGCCGCGCCCGCGAGCUGGCGGCGGAGCCCCUCUUCGCCAGGGACAACGAGUUAGCCUCGCUGCCUGAUAUUGUGCUGCAGUGUAUUAUGCAGUGUCCAAUCGACGCCCGGCGCGCGCUGGCUGACAAUAUCCUAGUGACGGGCGGCACCGCCGCGCUGCCCGGGCUGCGCGCCAGGCUUGCGCAGGAGCUGAAGGUUCUCGUCACACAGCCGCCUUACAACGAGCAUUUAUACAUCCAAAGCUUCAAGUUCCACUCGGCGCCGGCGCACUGCAACACGACGGCGUGGGUGGGGGGCGCGGUGGGGGGCGCGGAGGGGGGCGCCGCGCGGGCGCUGUCGCGCGAGGCGUGGGCGCGGGCGCGGCGUCUGCGCGACUGGGUCUGCUUGCUCGACAACACGCCGCACGACCAUCCGCAUAGAGAACAUUUGGAUAUAUAAAUCUAUCUCUGUAUACCGAGAAAACUAGGCAUCAUCAAAAAUAAAGAAAACUGAACGCGACGCGUGGCCCAAAUGAGAUAGAAGAUUGUCAUACACAUUCAUAUAUAAUGUGUUAUUGCUAGCACUGGUGUCAAUCUAUUACAAGUAGUGUAAAGUAUGUAAACAAUCAUCUUGUGAACUGAACUGAAAAUAACCUCCACUUCAAACUGCUAUGUGUAUGUCCACAGAGAGUGCUUGCAUAAGAUUAAUUUCCCGAAAUAGCAUUAAGUUUUUUUAUAUCAAAAUACCUAAUAGUGUAUUUGCUCUGAAAUAUUUAUUUAACCAGUCAGUAAAAUGAAGUUUAACAGCCGUUUGCUCUUCAUUACAAUUGUAAUAUUCUUAUAUCUGUGAGCGAAACAGAAUUUAUAAGCAAAAUUUAACAUAUUUAUAAAAUAAACUUAUUUAUUUACAUCUA
Plodia interpunctella (Indianmeal moth) is the source of this 1729-nucleotide messenger RNA. It is a transcript of the gene Arp10, whose product is annotated as Actin-related protein 10. Gene Ontology annotation, biological process: retrograde axonal transport of mitochondrion. Gene Ontology annotation, cellular component: dynactin complex. NCBI's taxonomy places the organism in Eukaryota, Metazoa, Arthropoda, Insecta, Lepidoptera, Pyralidae. Bases 127 to 1275 code for a protein of 382 amino acids. The record is from RefSeq and is a predicted model, not a curated record. The transcript is spliced from 8 exons.